Molecule: messenger RNA, 4065 nt
Organism: Pochonia chlamydosporia 170
Lineage: Eukaryota; Fungi; Ascomycota; Sordariomycetes; Hypocreales; Clavicipitaceae
Product: ATP-dependent bile acid permease
Exons: 4
Coding region: 1-4065 (1354 amino acids)
Biological process (GO): transmembrane transport
Cellular component (GO): membrane
Molecular function (GO): ATP hydrolysis activity; ATP binding; ABC-type transporter activity
Source: RefSeq, a predicted model, not a curated record
AUGCCCGGCUCGUCCGAGAUGAUCAAUUUAGUUCUCUCCGCAACGUAUGCCAGUAUUUUGAUUUGGGGCUCGGGAAAAUACUCAACUACCUUUCACCUGGCUCUUGCCGGAGCCCUUUCCGGUACCCUAUUAAUUGGGUUACACAUAGCGCACUAUGUUAUAUACCAGAAUGUCACCAAAGCGCCGUCUCCUGAUCAGAUUCAAGUCUUUGGAUUAAUUAUCCAGGUUCUUGGCUUUCUGCUCCACCCUCGACAACCGGAUGUCUUCGUCGGACAUGCCCGGGCAGGUCGAUUAAGGACAACAAGCGCAGCUGCUUUGCUGACUUUUUCAUGGGAAAGCGAUGUUUUUGAAACUUAUAAAUCUCAAGACAUUUCUAUAUCAGACUUGCCAUUACUUGACUCAUCUCUACAGACAGGUGGCCUUAUGGAUAGGCAUCCCAUCUACAAUCCCAACGGAAGGCUCUGGAUUUGGCUCUGGAAGGCAUUCCACAUGCAGCUCGUGCAACAAUGGUGCCUUGCCUUUCUCAGGUCAUCCACUCAAAUGCUUCCCCAGUAUAUUCUAUUCUGUCUUCUUCAUGCCUUAGAGGGCGACUCCACGAGAAACGAGGGCUUGAUAAUCGUCUAUGCCAUCUCAUACGGGCUCAGCCUCAUGGUUGAGCUUUGGGUUGGGCAGGUGCUUCAAUGGUUCACCAUGGCUCAUUUCCAGAUUCCUCUGCAAGCCGUAUUAAGCUCUCUUGUAUAUCGGAAAACGCUCAAGUUACCUAAUGUCGCGGAGUCACAGGAGGAAUUGCCAGUACAAAAUGGCACAGCGAAAGGAAUCCCACCUAGUUCACUCAAAUCGAUUGACAAUCAUUUACAAAUGGAUACUGGUCGACUUUCUGUAAUUUGCGGCAACAACGUCCAAGUUCCCCAGUCCAUUGCCAAGCUAGUCCUCACAACUACCGUUGUAGCACGACUCAUUGGGUGGAAUGGUCUCAUUAUCGGCAUUGCUUGCAUGUGUCUCACCAUGGCACUUAGCUCAAGGCUCUCCAGCUCAUACGCCAAGUACUAUUUCGGAUUGAUGAAGUAUCGCGACCAACGGUCCAACUUACUCUCGGAGGCUUUGCAGGGCAUCAGACACAUACGCCUUGGCGCUUACGAAGAGCAUUGGGAAAAUAGACUGCUAGAUGUGCGACAUGAAGAGAUGAAAGAGUUAUGGCGCAGUAACAUACCAAUGUGUCUGCUUGUCAUCAUUGCCAACCUUGGCCCCUUGGUACUUGGCGUGCUACCCAUUUCUCUCUAUGCGCUUCACACCGGCUCUUUAUCGGCAUCCGUGGCAUUCACUACUAUUGGAUUGUUGGAGAAGCUUCAUAGUAGUCUUUCUGUACUACCAUUGACUUGGACGUAUCUGCUUGAAUGCCGGGCAAGCUGCGAACGACUGGAGGCCUUCCUGAGGCUGCCAGAGAGAAAGGUAGCGACUACAAAAUCGGAAACGAUUUCAUUCGAUAAUGCAGUUGUAUCAUGGUCUGGCCAACGAGUAGAGAAUCAAAAACCUGCCUUCUCCUUGAAGAUACCGAGUGUCAGCUUUCCCAAGGGCAAACUUUCUCUGGUGACCGGUGGUACAGGAUCGGGCAAGAAUCUCCUGCUGUGCUCCAUCUUAGGAGAAACAUCACUCGUAUCUGGAGUUCUCAAAUGUCCCGUUGACGCCAUCUCAUCCGAUAACAGCUCGCCUUACAUUGCAGUUGUCUCUCAGCCGCCAUGGCUAGAGCGAGCAUCUGUGAGGGAUAACAUUCUGUUCGGCUCCUCAUAUAACGCAAUAAACUACAACAUGGUACUCAAAGCAUGCUCUCUGGACAGAGAUAUUGCAGGUUUCCCAGCGGGCGACAUGACUGAUGUCGGACCCAAGGGUACUUUACUUAGUGGCGGGCAACGCUGGCGAGUCUGUUUAGCUAGGGCGCUCUAUUCCGAGGCAGAAACCAUUAUCAUGGGUGACAUUCUGUCAGCUAUUGACCCUGAAGUUCGGAAACAGGUUCUGGAGCAGGCGCUCUGUGGAGAGCUCACCCGAGGACGGACCAUAAUUCUGGCAACUCAUCAUGAUGCCAUGUGCAGGCCGUACGCCAGUUUCUCUGUAUACCUUUCAAACGGCCAUGUGAUGGCAACUGAGUCAAUAUCAGGGACUAUUCCCGGUAUCAGAGAUUUUACAAAGAUUGAUAACCAUCUGCCUUCGCCUGAAGCAGAUGUUGAUGGUACGAGUAACAGUAAUAAGCACCACAGAGUUGAAACCGAGAGCCUCAAGCAAACAGACCAACAGUUCCAGAAAGAAACAGCGACCACUCUCGGAAAGUAUAUAAGUGCAGGUGGCUUCCUUGGUUGGGCAGCCGUGAUUGCAGUCAUUCUAGUGACAGAAGCGGCUUCAAUUAGCAAAGAAUGGUGGUUGAAGCACUGGACUGACACUGUCGCCCCAGAUCCAAAUGGACUCAGUAGAGGAGAGAAUGAGCACGGUACGCUCACUACCACAAACUCAACUAUCUACUAUAUCUGGGGCUACUUAAUCGUGUCAGCCACAGGAGCUCUGAUGUUGGGCGUGAAAUGCCUCGCCGUCUACAUCAUCGGAGACAGAGCAUCAACAACAAUUUAUCGCAAAAUGGUACAUUCAUUGCUACGAUCAUCACUAGACUGGAUUGAAACCGUUCCUCGAGGAGAGGUUCUCAAACGAUUCACUUCUGACAUGAUCACCAUUGACUUGAGGCUGCCGACAAAUCUUGGUGCAGAAAUAGAGUAUGGUUCCAAGUUGAUGAUGAUCAUUGCGACUGGGGUAUUUAUAACACCAUAUACAGGUGUUUGUGCUGUCUGUCUCUUGCUAGCUUAUUGGAGGGUUUCCCGUCGCUGUAUGCCAAUUGCCCAACAACUCCAAAGGCUUAAUUCCACUGCUCUAUCCCCGUUAUAUAGCCAUCUUCAUUCGACAUUGGCCCCAAACGGCCUCCUCGUCAUCAGAACUUUUGGACGGACCCGAGAUUACAUCAACCACAUGGACAAGCUGAUUGAUGAUUCUACACGAGCAGCUUGGUACAGCUGCCUCUGCUCCAGAUGGAUGGAAAUGCAAACCGGUACACUAGGUGUGAUAUUCCAGACGGCAAUAGCACUCGGAGUCGUUUCUGGCCAUCUAAAUGCGGGUUUAGCUGGGUUUGCAUUAGCUGUUGCGCAGAAGUUUUCUGCAACAAUCGACUUCCUCAUACGAAAGGCGAUAGUGAUUCAAAAUGACCUCGGAGCCGCCAGUCGUGUAGCUGAAUACAACCAGCUGCCGGUUGAAUCUCAGAACGGCCAAGAAGUCGCUGACGACUGGCCGCAGCAUGGAGAGAUUGUCGUCCAAGACCUUACCAUACGUUACGGAGACUUGCCUCCGGCAUUAAGAAACAUCAACUUCUCUGCAGAUCCCGGCCAACGCAUCGGCAUAGUCGGCCGAACGGGUGCAGGUAAAUCGACUCUAGCUCUUGCUUUCUUUCGUGUGCUAGAAGCAAGAUAUGGAAGUAUUGUAAUUGAUGGCGUUGACAUUUCCACGGUGAAGCUAAAGGACCUCCGCAGCCGGAUCUGCAUCAUCCCACAAGAUCCGUUCUUAUUCAGUGGCACUUUACGCAGUAACCUCGAUAUGCUAGGCCAAUUCUCCGAUAAAGAACUUUUAAACUCGUUGAAACAAGUUCAACUUGACAUGCCUCUUGAUAGCACUAUUUCAACAGGCGGGUCUAAUAUAUCACAAGGGCAGAGACAACUGGUCUGCUUGGCUAGGGCGCUGCUUGCCAGGCCGAAGAUGCUCAUUUUGGACGAAGCUACAAGUGCGAUAGACAUGAAAACCGACGCUGUUUUGCAGAGAGUUGUGCGGGAGCGCUUUCCCCAUUGUACCAUGAUUAUCAUUGCCCAUCGCCUAUCGACGGUUGUGGACUUUGACAAGGUUGUCGUUCUCAGUGAUGGCAAAGUUGUGGAAACUGGGAGACCAGUGGAAUUAGCUCGCCGGGGUGGUAGGUUUUGUGAUUUGCUUGACAGUAGCUCUGACAGACAAGGGCUAUACCAGCGUCUAAAGGAUGUUCAAUGA